Molecule: messenger RNA, 1942 nt
Organism: Oldenlandia corymbosa var. corymbosa
Lineage: Eukaryota; Viridiplantae; Streptophyta; Magnoliopsida; Gentianales; Rubiaceae
Source: the annotation of a GenBank genome assembly
CAUUUUAUACGUUUCUGCUGACGCCACAGUGGAUAAACCUUCCUUCUUCUUCAAUUCCUUAAACCCAUCCUCCGACCUUCAUCAGAAGCUGAAGAAGAAAAGGUUUUUUUGGGCUGGAUUGAGUUUUUUUCACAUGGCCAGUCUCACUAGCACCCCUCUUUGGAAUUCCUGUACCAUAAAAAGGAAUGGCAGUGAGCAUGAAUUCUCAUGUAGGUAUCCUAGGCAAUAUCAAGCUAUUAAAGCAAUGAAAAUAGAGAAAUCACUUGAGGAGUUAUAUAAUGUAAAGGUGGAAAGAAAGGUGUCGAAAGCACGGCUAGCAGAGCUGGGUGUGUCAAAAUGGUCAGUUUGGAAAACAGGAAAGUGCCAGCUUCCUUGGGAUUGGCAUGUUGAUCAGUUGGUAUAUGUUGAGGAAGGAGAGGUACGAGUGGUGCCAGAUGGGAGCGAACGCUACAUGCGAUUUGUGGCUGGUGACCUUAUUCGCUACCCAAAAUGGUUUGAAGCGGACCUCUGGUUUAAUGAUUUUUACCAAGAGCGUUAUAGAUUUCUGGCUUAUGGAGAUGAGUAGCAAUUGUAUGCUGGGUUGCUAAUGGUAGUUUGAACGAAGUUAGAUCAAUUAGCUUGUCAUAAGUAGCUGGUGCUCUGAACUGAACGCCCAAUGGUUGAGAGCUAUAUAGUCUAGUUAUGAAUUACAUGUGUGGAAAUCAUUUUUGAAGAUUGUAGAGUUCUAUCUUAAUGUAUUUUAUUUUAACAUUCCAGUCUUAGGAUUUGUAAGUACUAUGUUUGUUGAUCACACCAGAUAAACUUUGAAAUCAAUGUGUUCUAUUCUGCGGUUGGAUUCUGAUCAGAAUCUCUUGCAUUGCUAAUAGGGAUGUCGAUUCCUCUUCUCCUAAUUGCUGCAAUUUGGUGGGAAUAUCAUCCCAUUCAUCUUUGUUGAUCGGACCGAAUGUUUCUUUUGGUUGGGUGGUGAAAUUUGAAGUGACCGGAACAAGGUUAGCUGGGAAGCUAUCGCAGUCUUUGGGCAACUUGGACCAGCUCAGGGCAGUAAACCUGUUGAUAAAUUACCUGAGAGGUUCAAUUCCUCCAACGAUGUUACAUUUGUCAAACUUAGAGGUUACAGGUUUCAGUUACAAUCAGUUUAUUGGGGCUUCUUCCGGAAUUUUCAACAUUUCAGAGAAUCCAUUUUCAGGUCCUGCGCUAGUGGGAAUAUGUGGCAAUUCAGUUGAAAUUCAGGAUUUGAGGAUGGGACUCGGGAGCGAAUUAUUUCACUGGAAUUUGGCCUCGCAUCGGACGUUAUUCAUGGUGGUUCACUGAAGGUAUCUUUCAAUUGAAAAUUUUGGAUAGAUUGAAUCUGCAGGACAACAGAUUCUCAGGGAACCUUAACUGACAACAAUGGUAACCUCUCCCUAGUCUUAUUCAACUUAAUAGUUUCAGUAUGUUGAAUUAUUUUGCUUCUCAAUCAGAUAAGUUCACUGGAACGUCAAUCGUUGGCGAGUUCCCCAACUAUAAGCUAAGCUCCUUUAAUCUGAAAAAUUAUUCUUUGGGUGAUGCAGUAGAUCUUGAUUGUGCUGCAAUGAUCAGUCUUGUUCACUUGGUAGCAAUCAGUUUACGCAGGUUCAUCCCUGAUAACCUUGCUGGCUGUCCACGGUUGAAAACCAUAGAUCACUUUACAUUGAUAACUAUCACUUGCACUGGAAUCUUUACAGCUAGCCGUUGUAGGAACUUACUCAAUUAAAGAGUCUUGUAAAAGAAUUCUUCAGAUGAACCAUAUCUUCAAUUCCCAUUGAAGAAAAAUGUUGCUGCAGUAUGAUCAAACUUUUAGCCUUCCACCAACAUAAUAACUUCCCUAUUUGACCCUUUUGGCCGGAGUUUGGAAAAAAUCAAAAUCUUAAUCUUUUUAUCAAUUACGUUUGUCUCAUGACGAAGCAUGGAUCUGUAUGGUGCC